Molecule: messenger RNA, 606 nt
Organism: Acaulospora morrowiae
Lineage: Eukaryota; Fungi; Glomeromycota; Glomeromycetes; Diversisporales; Acaulosporaceae
Source: the annotation of a GenBank genome assembly
AUGAGUAGAAUAAGUGUAUCUCGUUAUUAUGCUACAACUUUAGGUAGCAUAUAUAAGUGGCCACCAAAAUCAUUCCCUACACCUUUUGAAAUAUUUAAGCUACCUAUAACCGCAACUGAAGAAGAAAUAAAACGUCGUUAUUACGAACUGGUUAAAAUAUAUCAUCCGGACAGGAGUGGUGAUGAUUCGCCAGAAGCUUUAGAAAAAUUUCGUAAAGUUGUAAAGGCUUAUGAAAUUCUGAGCAACAAAAAUCAGAAAGAAAUGUAUCUUCGAUAUGGAUUUGGAUGGGACACAACAAAUUCAUUCAAAUAUAAACCUCGAGCGUCAUACAAUUACACUAAUUCUAAUAAUUGGUAUGAUAAUGAGGAAUUCUAUAAGGGUCCAUUUUCAACUACCGAAAGAUAUAUGUCUAAUCCUUACUUCGCAGCUCUAGUGAUUACAUUGGCGAUCUUUGGGGCAGGAAUACAAGCACUAAGACUUGACAGCUCAAUUAAUUUAAUAAAAACAGCUGAACAAAGACAUAAUGCUUUGGCUGCACAUAAUUUGGCUAAAGCUAGGCACAACAGAAGAAUAUAUGGGAAACGACGAAAAGCAGAAUUAAAAUAA